AUGUCUGGACAAAGCGUCGCGCCGCAGCGCAGUCUGAGCUUGACGGAAGAGCUGGAGAAGCUGGAGCAAUCCAUUACUCUGACGCUGCAAGGUGGGUUCAGCAGUUCUCUGACAGAGCAAUUCCGCUGUCCGUGUUCCAGGGAGCUGAUGGGCAUUGCAGAGAUUGAUCACAAUUUCAGCAAGGCACAUAGAAUCGUCACAACGGGCAUCUUACCGCUGGUGGAGCAGUAUGGAGAGCACUCGCGGGCUGUUUGGGAAGCAUCCAAGUUCUGGAAGCAGUUUUUCGAAUCGUCCGCAAACGUGUCUCUUUCCGGGUAUGAAGACCAGGCAAACGAGAACCAAGACGAGACGAGCGCCGCCGAAGACAGCAGCGCCGUGCGAGACGAGAUGACAAUUGACGUAACGGCCGACCUAGACGAAGAAGCAACAAGGGUCAGCGGCGCGGGGCACCACUCGGCACUGCAUGGCGACGAGUCGAUGCUGGAUGAUGCCGAGCUGGCUGGAAGCACGCCUCGUCCUCCACCGAGCCAGACCAAUAAAGCCAAUGUCUCCCAGCUCGAAUCUCCUUACGAGGCCAUGCGGCGGGAGAUGAUUGAUGAAGAGGGCGUUACAAUGAAAACGGAGGAUUCAGAUCAGGAGGAUUCUUCCGUCCUGUUUGCGCAGCAUACGGCACGGCUACCUGAUAUAUCAACGACGCCAAGAGGUCUGCCCAACCCGCAAAACAGAGACGGCUCGGUCCAGCGCCACAAGGAUCCGCUACUACAUCGCGUCCUCGACAAGACGUAUCGCCUACAGGCUACGCCUCACAAGUCGGGUGUUCGAAUAUCUCCCAUUAAAGGCAAGCAACCGGAGCUGCCACCGCCGCAGCAGAGAGACGUGCCAAUGUGGCAGGACGAUCCCAUGUCGUCUCCCGAGAUUGCCGUUCCAACACUACGAAGCGAAGCCUUCAUGUCUCCAUACAAACGACAGCGCCUGGCAGCGGCAAGCCAGGCUCCUAGAACCCCUGGUGUCAGUGUGCAGACACCCGCCACCGCAAAAAAGACCAAGGACGUGUUUGCCUUUGGAGAAAAGACGCAUGAGAUUGACUGGGAAAGCGAUGACGAUGACAAUCUAGGCAUGAGCCCGCCCAAGACAAUCCAGUUUGCACUGCCGCCCUCGAAAUUGCUCCAGACGCCGGUGGCUAACCCACCGUCUCUGUUUUUCAAAUACAGCACGAGAAGCUAG
This is a messenger RNA of Trichoderma aggressivum f. europaeum, 1224 nucleotides long. RefSeq lists its product as uncharacterized. The transcript is spliced from 3 exons. Gene Ontology annotation, biological process: attachment of spindle microtubules to kinetochore. NCBI's taxonomy places the organism in Eukaryota, Fungi, Ascomycota, Sordariomycetes, Hypocreales, Hypocreaceae. Gene Ontology annotation, cellular component: mitotic spindle pole body; mitotic spindle; DASH complex. The record is from RefSeq and is a predicted model, not a curated record. The coding region runs from base 1 to 1224 and encodes 407 amino acids.